Messenger RNA from Cooperia oncophora, 555 nucleotides. The record is from the annotation of a GenBank genome assembly. NCBI's taxonomy places the organism in Eukaryota, Metazoa, Nematoda, Chromadorea, Rhabditida, Trichostrongylidae.
AUGAUUGCUCUCUUGGCUUCCAACAGAUUAUUUCAGGAGGUGCUCAGCGUGUAUCUUCGCACGUACUCGGACAGUCCAGUUGCCCUUAAUCUCAAAGCCUGCAUCACCUUCAAAACCUACAACGGGAAAGCAGCACUGCCAGAAGUUGAAGUACUACAGCGAGUCAACCUAUACCCGGCAGCUCGCGAACUUCUUCGCCACAAUCAGGUGGUGUUUCGCGAUGGUGAUGGAGCAUUGCAGGUGUUCCCCGGUUUAAUGGACACAUUACCAGAGGCGAGGGUGAAUCUGAUACUCUAUCACCUAAAAAGGGAAGACAUAGAAAGUGCCAUGACAUUAUGUAACGACCUGGAACCACAAUCAACUACGGAGUUCCUUGUGAAAGCUGUGGUUUUCGCUUACUGGGGACAACAAAAGGAGUCUGUAAGUGUGCCGCUGUCGUAUUCGGUGGUGUUGCACUCACUGUGUCCUCGUUCGUUGCAGAAAGAUCACUUGAAGACCGCCGAACAGUUCUUCAAAAUGGUAGGAGAAUCUCCAUACGAUGCAGGUAACUUGUAG